AUGGCGUUCAUGGCGGUGUUGGAAUCCGAUCUCCGAGCUCUCUCCGCGGAAGCUCGCCGUCGUUACCCUGCCGUUAAAGACGGCGCUGAACAUGCCAUUUUAAAGCUUCGAUCACUAUCAAGUCCUAGUGAAAUUGCAGAUAAUGAGGAUAUUCUGCGAAUAUUUUUGAUGGCUUGUGAGGUUAGAACGGUAAAGUUGAGUGUGAUUGGACUUUCCUGUCUACAAAAGCUCAUAUCUCAUGAUGCAGUUGCUCCAUCAGCUCUGAAGGAAAUCCUUUCCACAUUAAAAGAUCAUGCUGAAAUGGCAGAUGAGAGUGUUCAACUUAAGACUCUACAAACCAUAUUAAUAAUAUUUCAGUCACGUUUACAUCCUGAAAAUGAGGCUAAUAUGGCACAAGCCCUUCACAUAUGUCUUCGGCUUCUUGAGAACAACCGAUCCUCUGAUAGUGUGCGAAAUACUGCUGCAGCUACCUUCAGACAGGCAGUAGCAUUGAUUUUUGAUCAUGUGGUUCAUGCUGAGUCUCUUCCUGUUGGAAAAUUUGGUUCUGGAAGUCAUAUUUCUCGAUCCAGUUCCGUAACUGGUGAUGUUAAUCGCAGUAUCAAUAAUUCUGAGUCAUGGGAGCAUGAAAUUGUUUCCAGAGGGUCGUCAUUGAUGAAGGAGACUCUAACAGUUGCUGGAGAGCUUGGGCUUCGUUUACUUGAAGACCUGACAGCUCUUGCUGCAGGUGGAUCUGCGAUUUGGUUACGUGUCAAUUCUCUCCAACGGAUAUUUGCACUCGAUAUACUUGAGUUCAUUCUAUCCAAUUAUGUGGUUAUUUUCAAGGUUUUGGUUCCUUAUGAACAGGUUUUGCGUCACCAGAUAUGUUCACUUUUGAUGACUUCACUUCGUACCAAUGCUGAGCUUGAAGGAGAAGCUGGAGAACCUUCUUUUCGUCGGUUGGUCUUGAGAUCAGUUGCUCAUAUUAUCAGGCUGUACAGCUCAUCCCUUAUUACUGAGGCUGAGGUUUUUCUCAGCAUGCUUGUGAAGGUUACUUUUCUUGAUCUGCCAUUGUGGCAUCGGAUUCUUGUGCUUGAAAUCUUGAGGGGUUUUUGUGUGGAGGCACGGACUUUAAGAACUCUUUUCCAGAACUUUGAUAUGCAUCCUAAGAACACAAAUGUUGUGGAGGGUAUGGUUAAAGCUCUUGCUCGAGUUGUGUCAAAUGUACAGGUUCAAGAAACAAGUGAGGAAAGCCUGGCUGCUGUUGCUGGGAUGUUUAGCAGCAAAGCCAAAGGUAUUGAAUGGAUCCUUGAUAAUGAUGCAUCCAAUGCUGCUGUGUUGGUUGCUAGUGAAGCCCAUGCAAUAACUCUGGCAGUUGAAGGGCUGUUGGGUGUUGUCUUCACUGUAGCUACUUUAACAGAUGAAGCAGUGGAUUCUGGGGAGAAAGAAGGCCUCACUAUCUCUUGGUACAACCAGCUUGAAUCCCCCAGAUCCGAGUAUGAUCCUGUGGCAAGAUAUACUGGGAAAACUGCAGUUCUCUGCAUUGCAAUGGUUGAUUCAUUGUGGUUGACAAUCCUUGAUGCUUUGUCCCUUAUUUUGUCAAGGUCGCAAGGAGAGGCUAUUGUGUUGGAAAUAUUGAAGGGGUAUCAGGCAUUCACUCAGGCAUGUGGAGUUCUUCAUGCUGUCGAACCGUUGAAUUCUUUUCUAGCAUCACUUUGCAAAUUCACAAUCAAUUUUCCAAAUGAAGUGGAAAAGAGGAGUGCAGUACAGUCUCCUGGGUCAAAACGUUCUGAGGCAUCAGUUGAACAGAGAGAUAGCAUAGUCCUUACUCAAAAGAAUGUGCAGGCCUUAAGGACUCUCUUCAAUGUUGCUCAUCGGUUACACAAUGUUUUGGGUCCAUCUUGGGUUUUGGUGUUGGAAACUCUGUCAGCUCUAGACCGAACAAUUCAUUCUUUGCAUGCAACCACACAGGACGUCUCUACAACUGUACCCAAGCUUGCAAGAGAAUCUUCUGGCUACAGCGACUUCAGUAUUCUUUCUUCUUUGAAUUCUCAAAAGCUGUUUGAGAGCUCAGCAUUGAUGCACAUAUCUGCAGUUAAAUCACUUCUUUCUGCACUAUGUCAACUGUCACAUCAAUGCAUGUUGGGGGCAUCAGGUGGUGUCGGAUUAGCAGUGAGCCAAAAAAUUGGAAGCAUCACCUUUUCAGUGGAAAAGAUGAUAUCCAUCCUUGUCAAUAAUCUUCACAGAGUGCAGCCAUUGUGGGAUCAUGUUGUGGGCCAUUUUCUUGAGCUUGCUGAUAAUUCAAAUCAGCAUUUACGAAACAUGGCACUUGAUGCAUUGGAUCAAUCAAUAUGUGCUGUUUUAGGUUCUGAACAGUUCCAGGAUUACAUGCCAUCCAGACACCACGUGAUAUCUCAUGAAAUGGAAGCUGGGAAUUCGGAGUUGAAAUUACUCGAGUGUUCUGUCAUAUCACCUCUCAGGGUUCUUUAUUCUUCCACUCAAAGCAUUGAUGUCCGUGCUAGAUCCUUGAAAAUUCUUCUGCAUGUUUUGGAGGUACGCAUCGUUGUUGAUGUGUAUGCAUCAGAGAAAGAUCUUGUAACCCUUGGCUUCCAGAACCUGCGUGUCAUCAUGAAUGAUGGACUGUCCUCUAUACCUGCAGACUGUCUCCAUGUGUGUGUAGAUGUUACUGGGGCAUACAGUGCUCAAAAAACUGAGUUGAAUAUAAGCUUGACAGCGAUAGGUCUCUUAUGGACCACAACUGAUUUCGUUGCCAAGGGACUUCUGCAUGGACCUGCUGAAGGAAAGAAAACAAGGAGGCAAGGUGAGGCCAAUGCGCCUUGUAAGCCUUCAGGUGAGGCUAAAGAGGUGCUGCUUAGUGCCUCACUUCACUCGGGUUUUCAUGAUGAGCAUUCUGUUAUGAAGCAAAUGAUUGGUGACUUGGGGGAGACACGGUCUUCUGGAUUGCCUGAUAAGGCGAAUGAUCGGGCUCCAACAAUAAAUAUAAUUGACCGCGACAAGUUGCUUUUCUCUGUUUUCUCCUUGCUUCAAACACUUGGAGCUGAUGAUAGGCCGGAGGUCAGAAAUGCAGCUGUCAGGACACUUUUUCAAACUCUUGGAAGUCAUGGACAAAAACUUUCGAAAAGCAUGUGGGAGGACUGUCUUUGGAAUUAUGUCUUCCCUGCCGUGGAUCGUGCUUCUCACAUGGCUGCAACUUCAUCAAAAGAUGAAUGGCAAGGGAAAGAGUUAGGAACUCGAGGAGGGAAGGCAGUUCACAUGUUGAUUCAUCAUAGUCGCAACACGGUUCAGAAACAGUGGGAUGAAACACUUGUGCUGGUCCUUGGUGGAAUAGCACGUUUGUUACGUUCUUUCUUCCCUUUUCUCAGUAACUUGAGCAAUUUCUGGUCAGGAUGGGAAUCUUUGUUGCUUCUGUUAAGAAAUAGCAUUUUAAAUGGUAGUAAAGAGGUGGCCAUAGCUGCAAUAAAUUGUUUACAGACAACUGUUCUUUCCCAUUGUUCCAAGGGGAACUUGCCACUCCUGUACCUUAACUCCAUACUUGAUGUUUAUGGUCAUAUUCUUCAAAAAUCUCCGAACUACAAUGAUAGUGCAGCUAGCAAGGUGAAGCAAGAGAUUUUACAUGGUCUUGGAGAACUAUAUGUACAAGCACAGAUGAUGUUUGAUGAUAAGAUGUUCUCUCAGUUGCUUGCAACAAUAGACAUGGCAGUUAAGGAAGCUAUAAUGACUAAUGAUAACUUUGAAAAUGAAUUUGGACAUGUUCCUCCCGUGUUACGCACUGUACUGGAAAUCUUACCAUUGCUAUGCCCAACUGAAUCUAUUUCUUCGAUGUGGCCAAUCCUUCUUCGGGAGCUGUUGCAGUAUCUCCCAAAAUCAGAUUCUUCUUUACAAAAAGAGGAAGAUGAUGCAAGGCAAGCCAGCUUUACUGACAAUAGCCCAGAUGAUAACAUUAGGAAGCAAAAUGAAAUUCCCAAUGGUACUACUUAUGUGUCUCCUGAGAAAGCUGAAGAUCCUUCACGAGGUUCUGGAUCACGCACAACUACAGUAAUUGGUAUUCCAAGUUAUUUGUUUGCAGAAAAGCUUGUCCCUGUGCUGGUAGAUCUUCUUCUACAGGCUCCAAUAGUUGAAAAGCAUAUUAUAUUUCCUGAAAUUAUUCAAACCCUUGGAAGCAUUGCGUAUAAUUCUUCAUGUAGUGAUACAUUGCUGCCGAUGUCUAAUGAUAGGGGACCUGGAGAAAAUUUGGAAAUUGUGAUCAGUAUUACCAUGUGUAUGACAACAAGAAGAGACAACCCAGAUGGUUCGCUGUGGCGAGUAGCUGUUGAAGGCUUUAACCGAAUUAUUGUUGAUGAUGUAUGUGGAUUCACCAUGAACUGUGGAAAAGAUUCAAAGAUCAGCAAAACUGCAAGUAUGCGCAUCUGGAAAGAAGUAGCAGAUGUUUAUGAAAUAUUUCUUGUGGGAUAUUGUGGGCGUGCCAUUCCUUCUAACUCUCUCUCAUCUGAGGUACUCAAGGCCGAUGAGGCACUUGAGAUGACCAUUUUGAACAUUCUUGGUGACCAGAUACUUAAGUCACCGAUUGAUGCACCGUCCGAGAUUCUGCUACGACUAAUUUCCACCAUGGACCGCUGUGCAUCACGCACAUGCUCUUUGCCGGUUGAGACUGUGGAACUUAUGCCAUCUCACUGUAGAACAGAAAUGUGGAUGAGAAUAACAGAUUAUGCUAAUUCAAAAAAUACCAGAGGUUGUGGCCUUGUGGUUGCAAAUCCAGCUCUGAAAAUUGAGGGCUGUGAGGAGGCCAGUGACUGGAACAUGACAAGAUGUGAAGUCAGCAAAAUCUCAAUAGUGGUACUUUUGACCAGAUGUGAAUACAUCUUUCAAAGAUUUUUGAUUGAUGAAAAUGACCUAGGUGAACGUCCACUGCCGACAACAAGGCUUGAAGAAAUUAUCUACGUCCUUCAAGAACUGACUCGUCUAAUAAUCCACUCAGAAACAGCAUCUGUGCUACCAUUGCAUCCCUAUUUGAGAAGCGGCUUAUCAGAUGAUGAGAAUCAUGACAAACGUCCACAUCUGUUCGCUUUAUUUCCCUCUUUUUGUGAGCUCGUAAUAACAAGGGAAGCAAGAGUACGAGAGUUGGUGCAAGUCUUACUGAGACUUAUCACUAGAGAAUUGGCACUAGAAAAGGUCAGCAGUGCUGGUUGA
Molecule: messenger RNA, 5184 nt
Organism: Dovyalis caffra
Lineage: Eukaryota; Viridiplantae; Streptophyta; Magnoliopsida; Malpighiales; Salicaceae
Source: the annotation of a GenBank genome assembly